AUGGAAACAAAGCAGGAGAAUUGCACUGUCAUCACUGAAUUCAUUCUUGUGGGGUUAACAGAUGCUCCAGAGCUGAGAAUGUUCCUCUCCCUUUUAUUUUUUCUGAUAUAUGGAUUCACCAUUUUGGGAAACCUGGGCAUGAUUGCCCUGAUACAAGUCAGCUCACAACUGCACACUCCCAUGUACUUUUUCCUCAGCCAUUUGUCCUUUGUGGAUUUUUGCUACUCCUCCAUCAUUGUGCCAAGGAUGCUACCUAAUAUCUUAAAACAGGAGAAAGCUAUCUCCUUCCUGGGAUGCAUGGUGCAAUUCUACUUCUUUUGCAUGUUUGCAAUCACAGAUGUUUUCCUGUUGGCUGUAAUGGCCUAUGACCGUUUCCUAGCCAUCUGUAGUCCAUUGAUGUAUUCAGUCAAUAUGUCAGAAAAUCUCCAGAUGCUCCUAGCUUCUAGUUGUUACCUCUGUGGGUCUUUCUGUUCUCUGGUCCACCUGUGUUUAGCUCUUAAAAUUCCAACCUAUAGAUCAAAUGUGAUUAAUCACUUCUUCUGCGAUUUGCCUCCAAUCCUUUCUAUUGCUUGUUCUGACAUCAGUCUGAAUGUCCUUGUGGUGCACAUUGUGGCCACAUUCAAUGAGAUUGUCACCAUGUUCAUCAUAUUCACCUCCUAUUUGUUUAUUCUUGUCACCAUCCUGAGGAUGCGCUCUGCUGAGGGAAGACGCAAAGCCUUUUCUACCUGUGCCUCCCACCUCACAGCCAUUAUUGUGUUCCAAGGAGCAGUCGUUUUCGUCUACUGCAAACCCAGUUCUGGUAACUCUGCAGACAUUGAUAAAGUGGCCACAGUGUUAUACACGGUAGUGAUCCCUAUGUUGAACCCCCUUAUCUAUAGUCUGAGGAACAAGGAUGUGAAAGCAGCUGUAAAGAAAUUGUUAGGAUCUAAAUUACUUAUAAAAAGUCACUUUGUAACCUAG
Molecule: messenger RNA, 960 nt
Organism: Suncus etruscus (white-toothed pygmy shrew)
Lineage: Eukaryota; Metazoa; Chordata; Mammalia; Eulipotyphla; Soricidae
Product: olfactory receptor 5L1-like
Exons: 1
Coding region: 1-960 (319 amino acids)
Biological process (GO): sensory perception of smell; G protein-coupled receptor signaling pathway
Cellular component (GO): membrane
Molecular function (GO): G protein-coupled receptor activity; olfactory receptor activity; odorant binding
Source: RefSeq, a predicted model, not a curated record